Molecule: messenger RNA, 1737 nt
Organism: Phragmites australis (common reed)
Lineage: Eukaryota; Viridiplantae; Streptophyta; Magnoliopsida; Poales; Poaceae
Exons: 5
Coding region: 111-1463 (450 amino acids)
Molecular function (GO): kinase activity
Source: RefSeq, a predicted model, not a curated record
GCAGCGAGGCCUCUCCUGGCCGGCUGCGCGCCCCCAUCUCCUUCCACCCCCAUCCGUUUCCUCCUCAAAUACGGCACGCCACGUCGCCACGGCGCGGCGCCUUCCCCCGAAUGGCGCUCGCCUCCUCUCCCUCCCGCCUCCUCAACCGCUUCCCUUCCCCGCCUCCACCCCCUCCUACUUCGCUCCCUCUCGCGGUGCGGCCGCCACGCUGCCGCAGCUACCAUCGGCUCGCGGUGCGCUGGGAGGGCAGGGCGAGGGCGAGGGUGCGAGCGCUCCUCGGGGGAUUCUCGGACGCUGGCGUCAGCGAGAGCGACGACGAUGAGGAGGAGGAGGACGCCCUGCGGGGAGGGGGGCCGCGGGAGGACGAGGACGUCGUCGAGCUCUCUGCGGCGUCCGCCGGGCCCCAGCGAUGGGACGUGCUCGGCCUCGGCCAGGCCAUGGUGGACUUCUCAGGGAUGGUAGAUGAUGAAUUCCUCGAGAGAUUGGGCAUAGAGAAGGGUACAAGAAAGGUCGUGAAUCAUGAGGAGAGAGGACGGGUCUUGCGCGCCAUGGAUGGAUGCAGCUACAAGGCCGCAGCCGGGGGCUCCCUGUCCAACUCACUUGUGGCACUGGCGAGGCUUGGGAGUAGUCGGUCUGAUAGCUACCCUGAGCUUAGAAUUGCGAUGGCUGGCAGUGUGGGCAGCGACCCACUAGGUAGUUUCUACAGGGCGAAGUUGGGUCGAGCUAAUGUGCAUUUCUUGUCUAAGCCGGUCAAAGAUGGGACUACUGGAACUGUCAUUGUUCUAACAACGCCGGAUGCACAGCGAACUAUGCUUGCAUAUCAGGGUACAUCUUCAACUCUGAGUUACGAUUCAGAUUUGGCCAGUUUAGUGUCCAAAACAAAUCUACUAGUAGUGGAAGGUUAUCUAUUUGAGCUGCCUCACACGAUUGAAGCUAUCAAGCAAGCGUGUGAAGAUGCUCACAAGAAUGGUGCACUCAUUGCUGUUACAGCAUCAGAUGUAUCUUGCAUCAAGCGUUGCUACAAUGAUUUUUGGGAUAUUGUAGGAAACUAUGCAGACAUAUUGUUCGCCAAUGCCAACGAAGCAAGGGCGUGCUGCGAGCUACCCUCAACAGAUAGCCCCAUGUCAGCCGCAAGAUACUUAAGCCACUCUGUUCCUCUAGUAUCCGUGACAGACGGUGUGCAUGGCUCCUACAUUGGGGUGAAAGGCGAAGCAAUAUACAUCCCUCCGUCACCAUGCAUACCUAUCGACACCUGUGGCGCCGGUGAUGCAUAUGCUUCAGGGAUUCUGUAUAGCAUUCUCCGGGGCGCAUCAGACCUUAAGGGAAUUGGCCUGUUGGCUUCACGGGUAGCUGCAGUUGUCGUCGGGCAGCAAGGCACACGCUUGCGGGUUCAGGACGCCGACAGAUUGGCUGAAUCAUUCGCGCUUCACCUCGAUAGCUUGGAGUUUUGUUCAGAUGUUUGAACAUAUGACGUUUCAAACGUCUGAUCGUUUCUGGUUUAGUCCAAGUCCUAGACAUCUAUUUGUACGUAGGAUCUCUUUCACUUUUAGUAGGUCUAGUACAUUGUUCAGAGCAGCCGAGCUGGAUAGAGCUUGUCAGUCCAUUUGGUGUUUGUUACAAUCUUCAUUGCUCAAAAUUGGCAUUACACAGAUUUCAUUGCAAAGAAUGUGAUAAACUGGAAAAUGCACCGAUGUAGUUCAUGUUUUUAGUUGCAAUGCAUGAAUUCGAUGAUUGUUA